CUUUUACAUCAUCACCACUACUUGAAAACACUUCUUCAUCAACUAGCCCUUCUUCUUAUUCCUUUGCAAUUCUCACACUAAAAAUUCUAAAUUAGCUCUCUCACAAACUUUGACAACAAUGAAGAACGUAGUGUUGAAGGUUGAUAUUCAUAAUGAUAAAAUCAAGCAAAAAGUGAUGAAGAAAGCAUCUAGCCUUUCAGGGGUUGAAUCAAUAUCAAUAGACAUGAAAGAGAAGAAAUUGACAUUAUUAGGAGACAUUGAUCCAGUAAAUGCAGUUUCCAAGCUAAGAAAAUUUUGUCAUACUGAAAUAGUUUCAGUUGGACCUUCAAAACCAAAAGAAGAGAAAAAGUCAGAGGAUAAGCCCUUUGAAACUUAUCCAUUCUAUUAUCAUGUGCAACCACCACAAUAUAUUCAAGAUUUCUACUAUAUUUGAUAUGCAAUAAGAAUUCAAGAUUUCUAAAGCCUUUUAGUAUGUAAAAAACAACUUUUUUUGCUCCACUGUUGUACAAGGUUAAAUAAUUGAAUAAGUUUGGUGCAAAUUUUAAGAGAAGGGAUGAUCUUAUUUUUAAAUAUUUCUCAGUUUUAAUGUAUCGAUGAUCAAGGCACAUUGAAGUGGCCCAAAUCGAGUAAACAGUCACUUUCAUCCUCGAAAGUGUCAUCCGCUGUCAAACAAGUCCCUGAAUCAAUGAAAGUUAAAAAAAACUCCCUGAAUGUUAAUUCCGUUAGUCAUUUUAGUCCAAAA
Messenger RNA from Trifolium pratense (red clover), 742 nucleotides. Its product is annotated as heavy metal-associated isoprenylated plant protein 39-like. Lineage: Eukaryota; Viridiplantae; Streptophyta; Magnoliopsida; Fabales; Fabaceae. Gene Ontology annotation, molecular function: metal ion binding. The transcript has 3 exons. The record is from RefSeq and is a predicted model, not a curated record. The coding region runs from base 119 to 433 and encodes 104 amino acids.